This is a messenger RNA of Colletotrichum chrysophilum, 639 nucleotides long. RefSeq lists its product as uncharacterized. The transcript has 2 exons. The coding region runs from base 1 to 639 and encodes 212 amino acids. Lineage: Eukaryota; Fungi; Ascomycota; Sordariomycetes; Glomerellales; Glomerellaceae. The record is from RefSeq and is a predicted model, not a curated record.
AUGUUUUCAAGUCUGCUCCGCGGCUCCCAGCGAGCCAUCAACAAAACCAUCACCAGCCGGGCUUUCAUCUACAGACCCCGGGUCCCAUCCCGCACACCUACACUCAACUCAUCAACCGCCUUCCAAUCUCUCCUCAGACGACAAAACUUCUCCUCCGAAGCACCCAACACAUCCCGCGAGCGGCUCGGCAAUAGAGACGCCCUAGAAGCCACAAAAAAAGCCUACGAAGCGCACCGCCUCGCCCUCCAAACAGAAACCCAGAGGAAGCUGGACGCAGCGAAGGAGCAGUUCCAAAGAGAGAUCGAAGCACACCGCAAGGAUCUAGGCUACACCGCCCCCGGACGCGACACAACCCAGAGCGUCCUGGAUUUCAUCCGCCGCAAACCCUUGGUCGCAGUCGAUCUGCGCGAGAGCGCGCCGACAUGCGAGGAGUACGUCCAGGAACUGGAGAGGGCCGCCGCCUGGGAGAAGGAGUCGAGGGCCCGGCGUGUGCUGGAUAGCGUGUUGAACCACUAUGGGAUCCGUCACGCCCGCUCUCCUCCGGCGAAGACAAGCGAGGUGGACGAGAAGGGCGAGGAGAAGAAACCUGUUACCGAGGCAGAAGUUGCGACGGCCACGGCGAAAGAGUCAGUAGCAUGA